This is a messenger RNA of Budorcas taxicolor (takin), 2088 nucleotides long. It is a transcript of the gene LCA5, whose product is annotated as lebercilin LCA5. The transcript has 7 exons. Lineage: Eukaryota; Metazoa; Chordata; Mammalia; Artiodactyla; Bovidae. Bases 1 to 2088 code for a protein of 695 amino acids. Gene Ontology annotation, cellular component: axoneme. The record is from RefSeq and is a predicted model, not a curated record. Gene Ontology annotation, biological process: intraciliary transport.
AUGGGGGAGAGAGAAAGAAGUCCAGCCAUUGAUCAGGAAGGUAAGACAAGCAGAAACUGUUCGUCUUACUCUUCAUCUGAUUCUGGAACUACUCCACAGUCUUCCGGCCGGUCGUCGCUGGUGCAUCCCUCCCCGCCUGCAAGUAUUAAGGGAAAAUAUCCUAAAAAACAAACUUCAGAUAGCCAAGUGCAUCAUCACGCCCCUAGGAAACCAAGCCCUAAGGGCCCACCAAACAGAAAGGGAGUCCGAGCAGGAUUUCGCUCGCAGAGCCUCAAUAGGCAGCCACUUCAAAAAGAUCCUGAUCGUGUUACAAAACAGGUUCUUUGCGCAAGACAGCUAAAAAUCAAUGAAUUGCAGAACGAAGUAACGGAACUCCAGGUCAAGUUAGCCGAGCUGCUAAAAGAAAAUAAGGCUUUGAAAAGGCUUCAGUACAGGCAGGAGAAAGCCCUAAAUAAGUAUGAAGACACAGAAAACGAAAUCUCACAACUUAUUGCUCGUCAUAACAAUGAGAUUGCAGCACUCAAAGACCGCUUAAGAAAAUCUCAAGAGAAAGAACGAGUGUCUGAAAAAAGAGUGAAGGAGACAGAAGGCGAACUACUUAGGACAAAAAUUUCCUUACAGAAACUGAAAAAGAUCUCUGAAGCUAAACACCUACCUGAACGAGUUGAUUUAGCAAAGAAACUCGCUUCUGCCGAGUUAAAAUUAGAUGACACAGAGAGAAGAAUUAAGGAACUAUCAAGAAACCUUGAGCUAAGUACUAACAGUUUGCAGCGACAGUUGCUUGCUGAAAGGAAAAGGGCAUGUGAGGCUCAUGAUGAAAAUAAACUUCUUCAAAAGGAGCUACAAGGACUAUAUGACAAAUUAAAGGAAAAGGAGAGAGAACUGGACAUAAAAAACAGAUAUUCUAAUCGUCUGCCAAAGACUUCAAAGAAAGAAAAAGAAUUUGCAUCAAGAAAAAAUGCUGCAUGCCAGAGUGAUUUUACAAACCAGUGUACAAAAGGAAUACAAACCAGUGACGACUUCAAGCUGGAGGACUAUCCUAUAACACCACAGACAGUUAUGUGUUAUGAAAACAAAAGGGAAGAACCUGAACGUCUUUCUUUGGAUAUGGAAUCUCAAGAGAGAGAGAAUCUUGGAGAAGUUCGGAUUCUAAACCCAACUGUGGAAAGAGAAGACAAAUUUGCUAAAGAUCAAGGACUCCGUGUUGUGAAACAGGAUGUUGAGAAGCUGGAGAAUGGAUGGGAAAGAGAAAAACUUGCUAAAAAGACAAAGCAAAAGACAUCUUUGUUGGAAAGAGUAGGAAAGCCAAUGUUGGAAACUGGACAAUACCAAGCGGAAAUGUACCAAGUUCAGAAAAUUGAUAAACUGGAAGAAGGGAGGGUAAGGAGAGAAAUGCUACUUGCUAAACUGAAUGAAAUCAACAGAGAACAAGACUCUCAGAAUGUAAAAUAUCCUUUGCUGCCAUCGCUUCCUGACUUGAAACCAAAACUGCGUUCCCCAGAGAGAAACCCUAGAACACACAUGUCCUCUGGAUCCUCAGAGAGAUUACUUAACGGGCAUCAUCUGCAAGACCUCAGUCUUUCAACGACCAGAGAAGAUGGUCAGGAUCCAGGCCGUACUCGAAGCCCAGCCUCUCCAGCUGAGCUUGUGUUUGGUAGCUAUGUGCCUUCAUUUGCAAAAACACCAGUGAGGUCAAAUCCAGUUAGCCAAAAAAGUGACCUUUUGGGUUUCUCAGGAAAUAAUACAGAGAAAUUUAGUAAAGACGGUAUAGAUUCAGUUACCCGACGAGAAAGAAAAGCCAGCCUGAUGGAACUGCUGUUUGGUGCCAGUGGCAGCAGCAGCCUUUCCUCCAAAAGCAGUGACCCAAGUUCUCUGGCUGCCACUAAAGAAGACUGUGACUCUCUAAAUUUUCUCCCUGGGGAUAAAAGCAGCUGGGAUAGGGAACAUAGAGAUGAUGAUGAGUCUUUCCUCAGCAAAGGAAGAAGUUUUAAUCCAAGCAGACACCGAUUAAGACAUGCAAACAGUAAACCAGCGGUAAAAGCAGUUGAUUCUGUAGAAGAUGAAAUUGAAGAAGUAGUGCUGAGAUGA